Onthophagus taurus is the source of this 3331-nucleotide messenger RNA. Its product is annotated as discoidin domain-containing receptor 2. Gene Ontology annotation, biological process: positive regulation of neuron projection development; positive regulation of kinase activity; protein phosphorylation. Gene Ontology annotation, cellular component: plasma membrane; signaling receptor complex. NCBI's taxonomy places the organism in Eukaryota, Metazoa, Arthropoda, Insecta, Coleoptera, Scarabaeidae. The record is from RefSeq and is a predicted model, not a curated record. Gene Ontology annotation, molecular function: protein tyrosine kinase collagen receptor activity; ATP binding; collagen binding.
AUUUUUUGUUUUGUUAAAUUUUGUGUAUUAUAAAAUAAACUACAUUAAAAACUAUAAAGUGAUUUAUUUUUUUUGUGACCGAAAUGUGAAAUGUGGAGUUAAAAAAUAAGCGAGAACAUCCACAAUUUUUAGGAUGGCUUGAAACGCAAUAAACGAUCAGGAGAGAGGUACAAAAGUAAACCUCCUCUACAGUUCAACAAUGAACAUAAUUAUCCUGACGCUGAUCCUUCUGGUUUCGGUUUGGGAGAACGCGUCCGUGGAUCCUUCUCAAUGUAUCGCUCCUUUGGGUAUGGAAAAUGGUUCCAUAAAAGACGAGGAUAUAACGGCAAGUUCAUCGUUCGACAGUAGCAAUGUGGGUCCCCAUCACGGCCGUAUACGUACAGAAAAACAUGGUGGUGCAUGGUGCCCAUUAAAGCAAGCAACCACAGAACCAGAAGAAUGGAUCCAAAUCGAUUUAAAAACAGUCCAUGUGAUCACAGCAGCAGGAACAGCUGGUCGAUUUGGGAAUGGUCUUGGAGUUGAAUUCGCCGAAGCUUACAUGUUAGAAUAUUGGAGACCAAGGUUGUCCAAAUGGAUUCGUUACCACAACUAUAAAGGUGAAGAGGUAUUCCAAGGUAACAUAAAUACUUACCUGGAAGCAAAAAUUGAAUUAGAUCCACCAAUAUCAGCAAGUAAAGUUCGGUUUUACCCAUACAGUCAUCAUAAAAGAACCGUUUGUAUGCGCGUUGAAUUAUACGGUUGCAAAUGGACCGACGGCAUUGUAAGUUAUUCAAUGCCGCAAGGAGAUAAAAGAGGUGCAAAUUGGGAGUUUUACGAUGCAGCUUACGAUGGUCAAUGGGAUGGUCACGAAUUAAAACAUGGUUUGGGUCAGUUAAUAGAUGGUAAAUACGGUAACGAUGACUUUAAAUUGGGAUUUCGGGAUGAAAGACAGAGUUGGGUAGGUUGGAAAAACGAUAGUAGAUCGAAUAAACCUGUUGAAAUAAAAUUCGAAUUCGACAAAGUGAGAGAAUUUUCAUCCGUACAUAUUUAUUGUAAUAAUUUAUUUACAAAAGAUGUACAAGUUUUUUCGACUGCGAAAAUUUUGUUUAGCGUUGGUGGUAAAAGAUUUAACAGAGGUGAACCAAUUACUUACGAAUACAUAGAAGAUAGAAUUUUUGAAUAUGCUAGAAAUGUUACGAUUAAAUUACACCAUCGAAUUGGAAGAUACGUGAAAAUCCAAUUACAUUUUGCUGCAAAGUGGAUGUUAAUAAGUGAGAUUAGUUUCGAUUCGAUUAUAGCCCAUGGAAAUUUUACACCUGAACCGGAACCGACCACUAUUUCUCCAGUAAAACACCACGAAAAAAAUUCUAAAGAACACAAUAAAAUUGAAAUUCCAAUUCCAAAUAAUAAAAUUAACGAUUUCUUAGCAUACAUUGUAAUAGGGUUAGUUGUUAUAAUCCUUCUUUUGGGUGCAUUUAUGUUUCUAAUAAUCAAUCGAUUUCGAAAUCGAAAGUUUCUACGAAGUCCGAACAAUUCAAAUAUUGGAUUCCCUGAAAACACACUUCCUCAUUUCCAAGGAGAUUCCGGAUACACCACCAGCGAAAAAUGUAACGCAAUAGAAGCGUAUGGUGUUACUGAAAUUGAAGAUUGCCGAAGAAGUCACGGUUCGAUUAAAUCGAGUUUAAGAUCAACUUUACCACUUCCACAUCCUGGGUUGGAUCAUUUACAAGAAAGUAAUGAAUAUCAAGAACCGUAUCAGGCUUUAAAAUUUGCACCUUAUUACAGUUAUAGUUCUGUUGUUAUGGAAAUGCAGGAUGUUCUUAUGAAUAGUAAUAAAAAAUACGAUGCGUAUGAUUAUGCAAUACCAGAAGCUGGUACUUUACCUUUAUUGGGAUCUGAAAAAGCAACUCUUCCAUUAACUAGAAGUCGAGGAGGAAGUAUAACAUCGAAAAAUUCAAGAUUUUCAACGCAAAGAAAUAGUCAUGUUUCGAAUGGAGCACAACAAGAAGCUUUGGCAGCAUUAAAGAAACGAUUAGAAGAAUCAACGUUACCAGAAUUUCCAAGACACAGAUUGCGAAUGUUAUCAAAAUUAUCAGAAGGCGCAUUCGGCACUGUUUACAUCGCCGAAGCGGAUGGUAUCGCUGAAUACUCAUCAACUUUAACUUUAGGUACUCGUCUCGUUGCAAUAAAAUUUUUAGGUGAAACCGCCACUGAUAAAGAACGUAAAGAUUUUCAUCGCGAUGUUCGAAUCUUAGCAGCUUUAGAGGAUUCGAAUAUGGCAAGAGUUUUAGGAAUUUGUACAAACGAUGAACCACUUUGUGUCGUUAUGGAGUACACGGAGCACGGCGAUUUGUGUCAAUUUUUAAAGACUCACGUCGCCGAAACUAAUAAUACAUUACCGUUUGGUGUAAAAACACUUAGUUUUAAUUGUUUAUUAUACAUGGGAUCGCAAAUUGCUUCCGGAAUGCGAUAUUUGGAAUCGUUAAAUUUCGUACAUCGUGAUUUAGCGACGCGAAAUUGUUUGGUUGGUAAAGCUUAUCAAAUAAAAAUUUGCGAUUUUGGGACAUAUAAUGAACUUUACGUUAAUGAUUAUUAUAAAGUUGACGGAAACACACCACUUCCAAUAAGAUGGAUGGCUUGGGAAAGUGUUUAUCAAGCUAAAUAUACAACUAAAAGUGAUGUUUGGGCUUUUGCGGUAACAUUAUGGGAAAUUUUAACAUUUUGUCGAAGACAACCUUAUGAUGGUUUAAACGAUCCUUUGGUUAUGGAAAAUUUAGCACAUAUGCACUGUGAUGACGGCCAAUACAUGUAUUUACCAAGGCCGGUUAAUCAUAAAGAUAUAAACGAUUUAAUGUUGGAAUGUUGGCGACGAAAAGACAUUGAAAGACCCAGUUUUACCGAAAUACAUUUGUUUUUGCAAAGAAAAAAUUUAGGGUACGCUCCAACGUAGAUGUAAGAACAUUUUUUAAAAAAUAAAUUUUGUGGGAUCAAGAUUAAGAUUUUUAGAUGAGAAAGAUUUUUUUUAAAGUAUGAUUAUUGUUGAUGUUAAAAAAAACAGGGAAUGAAUUAUUUUAUUUUAUAAUUAUAUAUAUUUCUUUUAUUAAAUUGCAAUAAUUUUUUUAGUUUCAACUGAAAAAGUGAAGCUUAAACACGCAAUAAUUAAUAAAUUGUAAAUAAAAGAACCCUUUUUCUAUAAAAAAAAACUGUAUUAUUAUUAAAGUUUAAUGAUAAAAGUCACGAAUAGUUAUUUUUAAAUUUAUUUUAAAGAAGAUUAAUGUAUAUAGAAUACAGGGUGAUAACGUGUAUUAUUACCAUUGAGGUUAUAUUUUAAAUAUAUGAAGUAACAACCAUU